Molecule: messenger RNA, 1972 nt
Organism: Schistosoma haematobium
Lineage: Eukaryota; Metazoa; Platyhelminthes; Trematoda; Strigeidida; Schistosomatidae
Exons: 3
Coding region: 163-585 (140 amino acids)
Source: RefSeq, a predicted model, not a curated record
GAACAGUCUGCUUCAAAUAUGUGCGGUUCAUGCAGAUGUGUGAGGCUCGUACGUCAAUUGAGAGAUUCUUGUAAUGAAAAUUUUUAUGGACUCUCAGACCAAACAAGCAUGCAAAAGGUUCAGUAUUCUCAUCACGUUUAACGUCACUUUGGGGUGAUAGUUAUGGACGUCAGUGCCGAUAAAUCACCAUUAAUUCAGCCUGAAGAGACUUCAAACAAAUCCAGUUUUCCUUCUAUUACAGUUGUCAAACCAAAACAUCCAAGACGCUAUAAACUUUUACCAAAAGACAAACUCCGUUUCCCUAAAAAUGAUACUUCAAAUCAAUUUUGGCGUGUAAAUGACUAUACAAAACAUAUGCCUCUUAUCAAUGUAAAUUGUGAUGACGAUAGUGAAGAGUUUGACGGCGCAUUGUUCCAAAAAGUUGCCAAUAAAGGCUUGUGUGAUUAUUUAGAAAAUGAUCGACUGAUUCAUAAUCGAUCAAAUUUAACAAAUACCGAUAACUAUGAUGAUUGGGAUUUGCAUCUUUCAACACCCGUUCAACACAGAACACAAAUUUGUUGUCCAUUCAAUUGUACAUUAUCAUGAAUUUUAGAAGAUAAUACUUUGAAGAUUCCUUUUUCUUUAGUUUAUUAGUUCUUAUUAUGUGUUAAUAAUAAUAAUAAUAAUGCAUUUUUAAGUGAGUAUUUUCUUGCAUAUAUAGGAUUAAUUUGGGAUUUGUUUGUAACUUUUCCAUUGUGUAUUUUCAUUCUUCUUAUGUUUAACAUAUUUUUUUCGUGCUCUCUAUUUUCAACUGCUUUAAUGCUUUAGUGCUUUUUAUCGGUCUUAACACUUUUUUUAUAUCAACCAACUAACACUGAUAAUAUACAAAAUUAUAGAGAAUUAAUGUCGUAUCAUUUCUGUUCGUUGCAUAACUAACUUAUAGAAUAAAAUUAAUGAUAUUUUAUACUUAACAAUGUUUUAUGAUUAGUGUAAUUCAAUCAUUUUUGUCUUGUGAUAUUCGACUAGUAAGUAGCUAUAGUUAACAAAGGCAUAAAAGAUUAGAAAUGACGAUGAUAGGUAACACUAGGCAGCUGUUUAGAAUUAUCAAAAGAAACUUAAUGUAGGAAGUCAGUCAUUAAUAAGGGUCAUGGGAAAAUUCUGCUCUGGUACAACCGAGAGUGAGGAGAUUCAGCUCUCCCUCUUCAAAUGCUCUCAUAUGACCACGCGUAUACAACCACUGCCAUGGAAGUCCUACUCACUGCCUUCUUGUGGCAGGGGUGUUGUUUACGAUAUUGAGGGGACGAAAAGCGAGUGUCCGGAGCUUUAGCCAGGUUGGUGGAUAUGGAUGAUCCGCCUAGGAGGUUUGGAAAACCCUGACUCCAGACCAAUGGUGCACAUUGGCUCCAGGAUCCUGAGGAAACAAAAGGCGUAUGAACCAAUUUUUGGUCAGCGGCUACCAUGGAGCUAUAUCUCCUUACGUUUUUCCACUACCUUGUGGAUCAAACCUUUAGGUCAAAGGCUCGGGGUGUGGCCUCCUAAGAAAACCACCUGCUUCGGUCUGGGCAUCCGGGCAGUAUCCCAGUCCUUACACAAAUUGAAUGGUUUAUGUGGCGCAUAUCUAUUCGAUACCCUCUUGUACCAAUGUUUAUGUGUUUAAAUAAGUAAAUAAAAGUCAUUUUAUAGAUAGACUGGAGAACCCCUUAAGAAGAUGUUCAACUGACCUCCAGCUAAUCUCUAAUUCUCUUCCCGUAACCUAAAGGUGAUAUCAACAUAUGGCUAUAACAAAGUUGAAACAUGAUGGAGAAGCAAAAUUUGAUGGAUUAAUUCUCAGGGUAUAUGUUCAUGAUGACAGCAUUAUCAAUAUCCUUGACGGGGAUAUUAAGUAAAGCCUGGAAGUUGGACGUAAUUUUGUCUGUCUAGUUGCGGCCGUUGUUCAAUACAGUUUACAAAAAACACCAGAUAUCAUCUCGUGGUUACCACGGUUGAACUAACU